Molecule: messenger RNA, 877 nt
Organism: Rubroshorea leprosula
Lineage: Eukaryota; Viridiplantae; Streptophyta; Magnoliopsida; Malvales; Dipterocarpaceae
Source: the annotation of a GenBank genome assembly
UCUCCUUUUUUAGUGAUUUUUGUGGCUCUCUGGUUUCUGUCGGCGGAGUGAAAGGAAAGGGAAGACUUCAAAAUGGCAGCAGAUGUGAGUACACGGGCCAGGAUGUUAAACGGCCACCGUGAAGACGCCGCUGCAACGGCCACCGGCAAUUCAGAUAUUUUGAUAACAAGAGACUUGCUUGGAAAUUUGUCAAAGGCAAAGAACAGAGAAAUGGGGUUUGAUGGACUCAAGUGGAAGAAUUCCAUGAACAAGAAAGAGGAAGAAUCUUCUCAAAACUCCAAGAACAAGAAAGAGGAUGAAUCUUCUUCCUCAUCUUGCUCCUCGUAUUCGGAUUCAAAGGUUCAAGAUUUGAACUACCCACCAAAGAACUUUUUCCUGGAUGAAAAUAGCUUGGACUUAAAGCUGCAAUCUUCUUCAUCUUCUUCUUCGACUUCUAAUCGGAUCAAUUACCAGAGCGUUUGCACUCUGGACAAAGUGAAAUUUGCCCUGGAGAGAGCAGAGAAAGAGAAAGAAACGCCGAAGAAACGCUCCCCAUGGAUGCCCAUUUCUUCGUCGUCGUCUUCUCCAACCUCCAAAAUGUUUGCGGCUGCGUGCCCCGGUUGCUUGCUUUAUGUGAUGACUUCGACAACGAACCCGCGAUGUCCCCGCUGCCACGCUUUUGUGCCGAAGCCCAGGAUUGAUCUAAACGGAUCGUUUUGAUUGUGGCUAUGGAGGUUGUUGCGAUGCUAUGCGAUGGGGACAAAAUGCAAGUUUUUUUUUCUUUUUUUAUAUUUUGUAUAGUGAAAAUUGAAGACUUAAUUUGUUCUCUCUCUCUCUCUCUAUCUUUUUUUUUUUUUUUUUUUUUUAUGAAAACCAUAAAUAUAAUGUAUGUUAGUGA